CAAUCAGUUAUUUCAGUCCGUUCAGUUGCACAGUCAAGUUCAAAUAAUCCGGUCGCACUGAUAAUGGAUCUGGCAGUGGUUUUAGUUGGUGUCUUUUGUUUGCUUUUGUCAGUGGUGUUAUGGGUACGAAAAAGGCUGACAUAUUGGAAAGAAAUGGGUGCUCCAUACGAAGAACCUCAUUUUAUUUUCGGGAAUCUCAAAGGCGUUGGCAUAUAUGACCAUGAUGGUCAGUUGACGGAAAGGUUCUACCGAAAACAUAAAAACAAAGGUCCAUUUGUCGGGGUUUAUUUUUUCCUGUCACCCGUGGUUAUACCAACUGAUCUGGAAUUUGUGAAGAGCAUCCUAGUGAAGGACUUCAACUAUUUCCACGAUCGUGGCAUAUACUUUAAUGAGAAAGAUGAUCCUUUGUCAGCCCAUCUAUUCACCUUGCCUGGCUUGAGAUGGAAGCGAUUACGCACCAAAAUAACCCCCGCUUUUACCAGUGGCAAAAUGAAGCUGAUGUUCCCGAUAGUAGUAGAGGUCGCCCAGCGAUUAGAGGACAAAAUCAGCAAGGUUGCCGAAGUAGGCGCAGUGAUGGAUGUUAAAGCCGUCAUGGCUAGAUUCACUAUGGAUUCUAUCGGGACUUGUGCUUUUGGGCUGGCAUCGAAUACUUUACAGGACGAAAGCAGUGAAUUCUUCCGGGUUGGGAUGAGUGUUUUUGAUAAUCCUAGACAUGGGACAUGGUUUUUAUUUCUACUAAUUGCUUUUCGGGAAUUAGCAGGCAAGCUGAGGUUCAAGCUGUUUCGCGAUGAAGUAACUAAGUUUUACACAAGUAUUGUCCGCAAAACAGUGGACUAUAGGUUGGCAAAUAACGUCCAGAGGAAUGACUAUAUGGAUAUCUUGAUCAAGUUGCAUACCGGGGCUGAUGAGGGCCCUUUGACUUUCAACGAGCUUUUAUCCCACGCCUUUGUUUUUCAUAGUGCUGGUUUCGAGACCUCUUCUACAACUCUUCAGUUUUGCUUCUAUGAACUUGCCUGCAACCCAGAUAUUCAGGAAAGGACGAGGAGUCAUAUCUUAGAGGUCCUCGAAGCGCAUGGUGGAGAACUGACAUACGAAGCAAUGGUGGAUAUGAAAUAUCUCGAUCAAGUUAUUUGUGAAACUCUUCGCCAUUAUCCUCCAGCUGGAAAUCAUUUUCGGGAAGUUACCCAAGACUACAAAGUUCCAGGUACUGAGUUCACCCUCAAAAAAGGCACAUCUGUAAUGGUACCUGUCUACGCAGUACAUCAUGACCCCGAGUACUAUCCAGAUCCAUUGAAGUUCAAUCCAGAUAACUUUGCUGAUGAAAAUGUAAAAGCUAGACCCUUUGCUGCGUACAUGCCUUUCGGUGAAGGACCACGAAUAUGCAUAGGGGCGCGAUUUGCUAUGAUGCAAGUGAAAAUUGGAGUCAUAGCAGGAUUACGAAGAUACAGAUACACAGUUUCGACCAAGACUAGGCAACCAUUGAAACUUUUAUCGAAAAUAUUCCUGGCGAGUGUGGAGGGAGGCAUUUGGUUAAACGUUGAACGAAUAGAAUGAAUUUAGUGGAAUUUAAUUUGGGCAACCCCGGCCUUCGAUUUUGAUAAUAAAGGGCGAUAAAAAACCAGA
This is a messenger RNA of Hermetia illucens (black soldier fly), 1623 nucleotides long. Its product is annotated as probable cytochrome P450 6a23. The coding region runs from base 64 to 1554 and encodes 496 amino acids. The record is from RefSeq and is a predicted model, not a curated record. NCBI's taxonomy places the organism in Eukaryota, Metazoa, Arthropoda, Insecta, Diptera, Stratiomyidae. Gene Ontology annotation, molecular function: heme binding; monooxygenase activity; iron ion binding. The transcript is spliced from 2 exons.